Molecule: messenger RNA, 1083 nt
Organism: Rotaria sp. Silwood1
Lineage: Eukaryota; Metazoa; Rotifera; Eurotatoria; Philodinida; Philodinidae
Source: the annotation of a GenBank genome assembly
AUGAACCUAAAACAUUCAAAAUCCAAACAACAAGUUUCAUCUCCAUUGAUUUGUCGUAUAUGUGGUGAUACAGCACGUGGUCUCAAUUUUUCAGUUAUUUCAUGUAUGUCAUGUAAAAUGUUUUUUCGACGGCAUGCACAAUCAUCAUUAUUAAAACAACGAUGUCGUUUCGAUGGUAAAUGUAUUAUAACACGAAAAACCCGAAAAUGUUGUUUACCAUGUCGAUUACAACGAUGUUUUCAAACUGGAAUGGAUAUACAAUUAAUUCGUCAUUCUUAUGAACGAAAGAGAAUAAUUGAAUUAUCAAAGCCUAGCUCUCUUAGCCUUCUUGAUCAAGAUCGUUCAACAUUAACGUCAGAUGAAUGGAACCUACUAUCGAAUAUAACUCAUGCUUAUGAUGACCAAAAUCUAUUUACAAAAACAAACGAGUUUUUUAAAAAUCAAGUUUCUUUACCACCUAAACUUCGUUCUAAAGACUCGAAUACUCUUAAUUAUAUUGGAUCAUUAUUUGCUACUAUGCAUAUAUUUAUUGGACGUUAUCCUUUAUUUCAAUCUCUACCUAUUAGUGUUCGUCAAGAAUUAAUCAAACGCAAUUUAAAUGCUGUUGGUGGUUUUAAUGGAUUUUUUCUUGCUAAACAAAUGAAUGCAUUUGAAAAUGAAAUAUAUUCAAAAUUUAUUGAUAAUAUCUAUGGUUAUGGAUAUUCAAAUAGUGUUAUUAAGGCAAGUCGACGUUUACAACAAAAUGGAACAUUAAUUAAAAUAUUGUUAAUGAUUAUGGCAUUUUCAAGUAACUGUGCUCUUGUUACAAUAGAUUAUAUUGAAAAUAUUCAAAUAAUAUUGAAUCCAAAAAUUUUCAUAUAUAUACAAGAUAUAAUUGUAACAAUGCUUUGGAAAUAUUUAAUUUAUCAAUAUGGUUUUAAUGAAGCUACAAUCAGAUUUUUAUCAUUAAUUCAAAGUAUUUUAGAUAUGAUUAAAAGAAUGGCUGAUGGUUUAAAUGUACAAAAACAUCGGAAUAUGAUUGGAAAUGUUGUUAAACAAACAACACGUUCAUUAGAGUUAGAAAAUGGUUCAUUGCAAAACUAG